UGAAGAGAGAGAAGCACGAGAGCGUAAAUCGUGGCGAAGGAAGAAAGAAGAAAGCGAAUGGAAUGGGAAAGAAAAGGGAGGAUGAUCGUUUCUCACGAAAACCCAUAGAGAAGGUUUUCCUUAAAAAGGUUGUACCUUCUCCUACGAAAUGCAGUUUUCAUGUCGACGAGGAAGCUACCACCGAGAUGACCGUGAAAGUUAACAGAAAGUUAGGCAACGUAAUCCCAACGUCAAAUGUGCAGACCUUCAAAAAGCCAGAAAUAUCUUACCUGGAAAUUCAUCGUCGUAGAUUGAGUCUGCCGCGUUACAGACACACUAUUCGAUCUCCGGAGGGAUUGAGUCUGUCGAUUUACGGAGACAGCGAGGAACUCGAUAUGGAGGAAGGAGGAGGUGGUCGUAUCUCCUUUUCCGACUUCUCAAGGGACGAUCAAAGCGAACUCAGCUUCUACCGGCGUCUCAUCGAGCGUUCCGCGACGCGAUUGCCUCGUACUACCAGAUCCUGCGAGACCGUGCGUUCUCUUCGCAUCUCCACGGAUUCAGCAAAGAGUUCGGAUAAUUUUCCUAGAAUACGAACAUCUUUCAAAAGCAGCGCCUCCGAAAGCAGAUUGGCCAAAAAGUCUACCUAUAAACCGUAUACUAUCGAGGAUUAUCGAAGUUUGUCUGUACCAAAGCCCGAUCGCUCUCUUGGACCCGACAAGGAAGAAAUAUUGGCUAAGAGAGAGUGGUUGAUGCGACGGAGGUCAUACGGGGACUUGGUUAGUGAACGCAACCGCCAGCAUAUACUUCACACAGCACAGAGAUUCAAGUCGCGACGCAUCGCGCCUCGAAAAUGUUUUCUACCUUCUUUGAACCAUCGGAACACCGAUCCGAAGAACCAUAAGAAUUCAUCGAUUACAGAAAAGAAAGUAAAUGGACGAAGUGAUAGCGUCGAGAGAAAAAAUCAUUCAAAUCGUCCAGCUAAAUUGGUGAUAUCGAAACAGAGUACGAUGAAUUCAUCGAGAAAGAUAAAGAAACAAGGAAAAUCGACGAAUUGUUACAGCCCUCUAAAUUCAUCCAACCAUUUCGAAGAUUCUUAUCUGGAUUCUCUACGACAACGACAUUUACAUGAGAAAGAGUUGGUAGAUAAAUUAAUAAAGCAAGCAAUUAGUUCCUGAAGAUCUAAACGUAAGAUAAUUUAUUGUUUAUUUAUUUGAAGCUAAAAUAUGUAUCAUCCUACUACCAUGUUGUUAAAUGCGUCAACGAAUUAUUUUGUUAGUCUUUUUCUUUUUUUUUGUAUUCACUGUUACAGUAGAGGGACUCAUUUAA
This is a messenger RNA of Vespa mandarinia (Asian giant hornet), 1305 nucleotides long. RefSeq lists its product as uncharacterized. Lineage: Eukaryota; Metazoa; Arthropoda; Insecta; Hymenoptera; Vespidae. The record is from RefSeq and is a predicted model, not a curated record.